GUGGAGUGGAAACAGGAAGAGGAGGAGAGGGGGGGAGAAAGAAGACAAGAGGAGAGGAUCGGGUGAGACAAGGUGGCGAGGAGUGAAAGGGAGGAAAAGGGGAGCAGAGAGGGGCGUGUGGACCAGAGAGGAGCAGGACAGUGAAGAGAGAGAGGAUGAGCCAGUCUAUUUAAAGGGAUCGGAGACUGCACGGGUCUGCUGUCUUUCUAUUCCUGACCGGAGUUAUCAAAUUGGGACCAGAAAGUCUGUCUCUCCCCUCGUUUGUCUCGGUUGCACAUUGCGAGGCUGCCGUUUGCUCCCAGGUGUGAAGUGGAGGGCCUCCUAAAUACAGACCAAGACUGGCUGCAUGUAUCACCCAGCAGAGCUCUACUCCGGCCGUAACACAUGGGACUCCUAUCCAGCUGGAGGACCUAACAGAGGACAAUGGGCUCCUGUGAACAAUCGGCCCUGGAGCCACACAGAAAGAUGCCAAGGAGGGCGCAAUCCAUCACACCAUUCAGUAUCCAGCCGUCUCUACAACAGAGGGGACAGACCAGUGAGCCAUGUUCAGGACAAGAGCAUCUCGAAGGGCCACCAGCAGCUGCUGCGGAUUUGGGAUGGUAAAGAGCAGCCGUUCGAGGCUCAGAACUGGCAUCACAGCUCCACACGCUCAUUCCACAACCGAGCUGGCACCAGCAAUGGUUAUCCAACUGGACCAGGAGACCGCUACGCCAACUGGGACAACAAUGGCAGCAACUCGCACGGGAAUCCUCGCCUGCACCGCAACAACAGGGAACUGCAGCCCCCGCCGGAGAGGUGGGCCCCCUCAGACUGCCGCAGGAACUUCUCAGGCAGGAUGGUAAACAACAGGCCGGGGCCCUGGAAACGGCCGGUCCUCCACCACCAGCGGCGAGAGCAGCUGCACCAGCACGGUCCAUCCGCACUGCACCCUCUACCCCCCAGGGAAGACUGUCCAGCGAAGAGGAGAAGAGACUUUGGCCCCGAUCAGUCGUCUCAUCCCGGAUCAAGGCAUUUACCUUUACUUACCCGCAUCCCGUCACCACCUCGCCACUACCGCAGCAACCAAGACGACUGGAAGCCUCUGAAUGACAGCCACCACUCCGACCACAGGACCUCAGCAACUCAACAACAGGAAACCUCUAAAUUGCGGGCUGGGGAGCACGGCUUCAGUAACGCUGCGCCGGUGAACCAGAGCUGCGGCAGCAGACAGCCACACCACGGAAGCAGAGGGAAGGUCGAACGGAAAAUCCCGUCUUCACCAGCAGACCACACCCGUGUGCCUUACAGCCACCAAAACCAUCAUUAUCACCAUCAGCGGCACACUGGCCACCCCCGAGCCCCACAGCACAACGCCCCGCCACGCCCCCUGGAGGAGAAGGACUCCCGGAGCCACCACCACAAACAAAGCACAGAAACUCAGCGCAGGGGAAGUUCAAGAGAUCCCGUCCUCUCCAAGUCCUCUGGUGUGGAGCCUCCUCUCUAUUUGUCCCUUCACUGCAGCCCUAAAGAUGGAGGCUCCUCUCCCAGCAGUCUCGGUGCUCCCUCCAGUCCCUCAUCCUACGCCGCAGCCAGCGGUAGAAAAGAUCCCUCAGCCAUUCAGCAGUCCUGCCCCAACGGACAGCAAAAACUCCACGAAAGCCCCGGUCACUCGGCGAGGCCGGGCCUCGCCUCCCCCACGCCUCUUCUGCCUCACACUGCUUCAAAAUCCAGAUCCUCAGACCCCAAGUACAAAAAGAUGUCACAGCUCUGCCCACGGCAGCCACCUUACGACAGAUCGAGAACAAACAAGCCCGAGAAGGAAUCAGAGGAACACAGAAAGUCCGAGUACAAACACAAAGAUAUGCUGAUUAGGAAGGAGAGGAAAGGAGAAGUUCAAAAGACAAACAGAAAGAGUGAGGAAAGGAAGAGGCGGAAGAAAAAAGAGGAAAAAAGGUUGGGAGAGAGAAAAAAGAAAAAAGACAAAACAAUUAAGAAGGAAAGAAAACUUGUUUUGAAAUCUAAAGCCACAGAAAGAGAGAUGUUUUCUUCAGUUUUGACCUUCAGUUGUCCAGAAGAGGCCAAAACUUGCAAAGCAGAGGCUUCACCCCCAAACCUUGAGAGUCAAACUCUGCCACCGCCGAAACACAAGCACAGGGAGCGGGGGGAGCAGGCCGAGCGGCCGUCGCACAGGCCAAAGGCUCUCCAUCGCGGCUGCGUUUCACCACAGCCAUCCUCCAAAUCUGAGCGACAUAAACUAGCUAAAAAGAAGAGCAGUUCCACAAAAAUUCCCAUCAAGCAACAAAAACAGUCGCCCACCAAGACCGCCAGCCUCAGCCAGACCUGCAAGAGGCCCGGCGUCGCCUCGUCCCGAGCAGAAGACGGACCAAAAGCAAAAGCCCACGGCGCGCUCCCCUCCCUUCAUUUCAAAGCCUUAGCUCCUCCUGAUACAGUCAGUUCUGUCGGCGCAGAGCAGCUGGUCCACGGUAAAGACGGCGGGCCGGGACCGCUGCUCAACGCGCCGGACCUGCAGCCCGUGGCUGUGCUGGGAAGUCUGAGGGAGAUCGGGGACAACCUGGCCAACACCCCCCCGGUGCUCAGCUGGCAGGGCUCUCCCGUAUCAGUCCUGGGCGAUGAUGAGGAGGAGCUGGAGAAGGGCGUCCUGAGUCGACCUGUCCUGCAGCCCAGCCCCACCCAGUGUUUUUCGCCUCCCCCCAUCGACGGCGAGAGUAUCGACGACGUGAAGGAGGAGCCGUGCGAGGAAGCACUUGACUGUCACCGCGACGCCAUGUCUGAACCGGAAGAGCUGCCUCGCAGAAACGAGCAAGUCUCUGAGAGUCUGAAUGAAAAGGAGGUGGAGAGAAGCAGGGAGACCUCCGGCUCGCUUCUUCAUGAGCUCCACCAUCACAAAGCUGGUUUGGAUGACGUCUUCAAGAGCCUCGCCACAUUCCUGGAAGGCCAGAGAGUCUCGUGUCGAGGAGGACCUUUCGGCCGGCCUCCUGCUCGAGGGGUGAAGUACUCCUCUUCUCUUGCGCUGGGGCCAGAGAUCCACUCUCAAGACAAUCGGGAUUCACCCCCCAAAUCCAGUCCCACAGCAGCCUCCCAUCCCGGAAAGCAGUCGCCACUCCACUCUACCUCAGACACACCUUUGAAAACCCACAGUCCGACAGAUACGAGUGAGUCUGCCGCCGACGCCGCGGCGCAGGAAGAGAGGGAAGAUAACGGGAGCGGUAUGGAGGAGAAUGACAAAGAUAUGGAGGUGCUCCCGGAGAGAACGCAGUCUUCGUCUCUUCUGGAUGGAUCUCUCAGUGCAGAGCUGAGGCUGACCACAACACAUCCGGCCUCGUUCACCAGCCUCAUCACGGUCUCCGCGACGGAAGAGAGAGGAACCAGUAAGGACAAGGAGGCCACAGGUACCAGCAAGAAGAAGAAACACAAGGCCAAGGACAGAAGAAGAAAAGCAGCCGUCAAGGUCAAGAUUAAAGCCGGAGGAUGCAAGGUCACCACUUCCCAAAGUAAAACAACUGAAAUAAAGGAAGAGGGGAACGUUUCGUUCGCAGUCGACAUCUGUAGGAACCCACCCAGACCGCUUAAAGACAGCGCGAAAGAUCCGAAUCCUCAGGAAAAUUCAUCCUCAUGUGGCAGAGACACCCAGAGAGAAAAACUGGACGCUGGUGAAGUGAAGACCGCAAAUGAGAAGAAGGAGCAGGACGAGCUUGAAAAUAAGGCAGCUGGAAACACAGACACUGACACCUCACAGUCAGCCUCAGCUGAAACAAUCACUACACUUGAAUCAGGUGCUCCCACACCAGCAAGCAAACCUCCCUGCUCAUCGGCUCCAGCAGACCCACUGAAACUCAAAGCACUGUCCCUGGGCCUGAAGGAGCUCAAGAUCCUCCUGAUUAAAAUGGAGAGUGCCGGAAGGCAAACCUUCAACAUAUCAGAGCUGGAGGAACAAAGAGUCCCGUUUUCAAAGCUCAGCAUCAACAACACGGCCACCGAGGUGAUCCGAGCGUGCAAGGGGACGAGGGUCAAGGGGAAAUUCAGAGAGUCCUACCUGCUUCCCACCUUCUCUGUCAAACCCAAAAUCAACAUCGAUAUCCCCAUACCUCGGGAGAAGCUCAACCCGCCCACGCCGAGCAUCUACCUGGAAAGCAAGAGAGACGCCUUCUCCCCGGUUCUGCUGCAGUUCUGCACCGAUCCCAAAAAUGCUGUUACAGUCAUCAGAGGCCUCGCUGGAUCCCUCCGCCUUAACCUGGGUCUGUUCUCCACUAAAUCUCUGGUGGAGGCCAAUUCGGACCACGCGGUGGAAGUGAGGACUCAGGUGCAGCAGCCGGCCGACGAGAACUGGGACCUGAACGGCGCGUCGCAGACGUGGCCGUGCGAGAGCAGCCGCUCGCACACCACCAUCGCCAAAUACGCCCAGUACCAGGCAUCCAGCUUCCAGGAGAGCCUGCAGGAGGAAAAGGAGAGCGAGAACGAGGAGGAGGGGGAGCCGACGUCAGACGUUUCAGCGGCCAUGAAAGCAGGCCUGACAUUAGCCAACAGUCCCACCUCGAAAUCUUCGUCUCCCCUCUUUGGCAAAGCCGCCCUCCUUCACACCAGCAGCACGCUCAGCUCAGACCUGAAAACAGCUGGCAAGGUCAUUAAAUUCGGGACCAACAUUGAUCUUUCCGACCCCAAAAGGUGGAAGCCGCAGUUGCAGGAGCUGCUCAAGCUGCCGGCUUUCAUGAGAGUGGAGUCCAGCAACAACAUGCUGAGUCACGUGGGACACACCAUCCUGGGCAUGAACACCGUGCAGCUCUACAUGAAGGUGCCCGGCAGCCGCACGCCAGGUCAUCAAGAAAACAACAACUUCUGUUCAGUCAACAUCAACAUCGGUCCGGGUGACUGCGAGUGGUUUGCCGUUCAUGAACACUACUGGGAGGCUAUCAACAAAUUCUGUGAGAAGCAUGGGGUGGACUACCUGACGGGGUCCUGGUGGCCUGUCCUAGAGGACCUCUAUAGCUCCAACAUUCCCGUGUACCGCUUCAUCCAGAGGCCCGGAGACCUGGUGUGGAUCAACGCGGGGACGGUGCACUGGGUGCAGGCGGUUGGCUGGUGCAACAACAUCGCCUGGAACGUGGGACCGCUCAACUCCUACCAAUACCAGCUCGCCCUGGAGCGCUUCGAGUGGAACGAGGUCAAGAAGGUUAAGUCAAUCGUACCCAUGAUUCACGUCUCCUGGAAUGUGGCUCGCACCAUUAAGAUCACCGAUCAAGACACCUUCAAGAUGGUGAAACACUGCCUGAUGCAGUCCAUCAAGCACAUCCAGAUACUCAGAGACCAGCUGUUGGCCGCUGGGAAGAAAAUCUGCUACCAGAGCCGCGUGAAGGACGAGCCGGCCUACUACUGCAACGAGUGUGACGUGGAGGUGUUCGACCUGCUGUUUGUGACCAGCGAGAACAGCACCAAGAAGUCGUACCUGGUGCACUGUGAGGACUGCGCCCGAGCCAAGAGCCCGGCGCUGGCGGGAGUGGUGGUGCUGGAACAGUAUCGGAUAGAGGAGCUGAUGAGAAUCUACGACACCUUCGUGCUGACUCCAUCGCCCUUCACGAAGUGACGUCUCUCUCCUCCACGGUGUCUUUCAGCCAUAACCAAAACUCUAAUGGCAGCACAAACGUUGCCUUUCCAGGCAAUCUGUUCCUGCAAACACUUUCUCAAUCAGCCAAUCACGUUUACUCAGUAUUGUUUACAUCACACAAUAAGGUAUGGAUACUCAGCCAAUCCAACUACAGCUCGCCGUCUUCCCCAUACCAGCUGCUGAUUGGACGUGUGCUUGGAAAUAGAAUGACUAGACUGGUAAUUCCCACCAGAAGCAUUUCAGAUGAGUACAAAAAAAAAAAAAAAAAAAUCAAACACACACACACACACACACACACACACACACACACAAUGUGAGCACUGCUAGCACUGAAAAUCAGGUUCUAUAUGUUCAACGGACACUGCUGUGAUUCAAAAGCGUCAAGUAGCCGGUUCUGUGUAUUGAUUCAGGUACUUUUAUGCAAAUUCAGUAGAGCUUUUGUAUACCAAUCUAGUUAUUCUAUAUGUCCAUGAAUUUGCUGUGAUUCUAUUGUACCAGCAGGGGAAUCGCUUCACAGGAGAAGUAGCUGAUUGUCACAUUUGGCAUCGUAUUGGUUUCCUGUUUUUUUGUUUGGUAUUCAGGUAAACUCUGGCAUUUGUAAUUCCUGUUUGUAAAACUUUUUCGAGGUGCUAUUUCAAUCUUAUUUAUUCUCGUUCGAUACUUAAGACGUUUUACCAGCCUAGAAGUACACCACAUUGGCCUUGUGAACUGUAUUUAGAGGUAAUUAGACACACAAAUGAGGUUUUAUGUUGGAAAAAAAAAAAAAAAGAAAAGAAAAAGAAUAACUUUUUCUGAGUUUCUCUAAAAUACGGGUUUACUCGAGGACUAAUAUGGUUUCGUUCUUAGUUGGAAAUCAAGUGUGUAGAAGAGAAAACUUGUUUUUUCACUAUUCCAGCUGAACAGUGGUUGGUGCCGUUUCUACGAUACGAUGAAAAAAAAAAAAACACAUAAUGACAUUUUUAUUUUUGGAAUGGGAAAACAUUCCCAGUUUUAUACCUCUUUUGUUGUUAUGUUAAUGUUUGUAGACGACAGAGAAGAUAAAUAAUUGUAAAUUGUGAAUGAAUUUAUGGAAUACGCAGCGGUGUGCAUAGACGGGGUGCAGAGAGAGAGAAAAAGGGGGGUUGGUUGAAGCCACCAUUGAUGGUUCAUGUCCCAGAAGUCCAAAGAAAAACACAAUCAUUGUCCUAUGAUGCAAAAACCGGCGAGGCCAAACAGAUGAGCUCCUCGCUGUUUUCAUCUCACCACAGAAUCUCCAUCCUGGUGAUCUUCAGCUGCAUGCACUGCUGCCACGGUUCCUCUUCUGUUUUUGGUGAAGAGCACCAGAAAGGCUUAUAUAGUAGUAUUAUAUUAUUAUAUCUUUAUUGUAAACUAAUGUAUAUGUCAGGGGAUCGCUACUUAUUUUUGGUGACCCCCAAAGAGAACAUUUAUACAGUUCAAAGCAGAGCCUGACCGAUACUGGAUUAUACUGGGUAUUUGCUGUCCAGAAUGUAUUAAUACACACAUGAACACAUAAGUUAAACUUCUUUAGCACAUAUUCAUGAAAGGUAUAUCAUUUUCUUUACUUUUUUUGUGAGCUUAUACCAUGUCUACAUUUUUACAGCGAAAAACCUGAUGAGACUAUCUGAAUUGACCGUAACUAAUGUGAUUCAAAAUGGGUCAUGUAAACACUUCGAUCAGAUUAGAUCGGCCUUAUCUAAUUAGCAAUAAUAUAAAUAAUGAUCAGAUUGGAGGAGAUAAUUUAACUCUGACUUAACUGGAUGAUUUUCUUGCUCCAUAACAGAAUUUCAUUCAGUUCAUUCAUUGCUCAUGAAAACAGAUCUGAUCAUUCAAUCGAAAAGAAUUCAAUGGUAAUGACAGAAACAGUGAUACAGAUAAUUAUUCUAAUUUACAUUGAUUUUCGAAGGGAUAAAAAAAGCUUUAAAUAAGCACCUAUCUGCAUAAUUAGAUGUCACAAUUUUAGCAAAAAAAAAAGUUUAUUUUUUUUGUAACAUUACAAAAUUUGCAGUAUUUUUCCAAUUAGAGCCAAUCAACGACAUAUUUUUAUACAUUAAUGCUCAUGUAUGUUACUACACCAGACCCAUUGUUGUUUAAUCAGUUUACCUGAAGUCUACAAUCUGAUUUAGCAAUAAUGAAAUACAAGUGAUGAUUUUAAAGGCAGCAUUAUCAGUAGAUGUCAAACCUACACAUGGACAUACUACUAAUUAUGGUAGUAGGCUAACGACAAACUUUGGAUGUAUUUUCCCAUAAAAGCGUCAUAUAUUUCACCACAUACUGUAAAGCUUUUGAUUGGUGUAUCGGUCUGGCUCUGCUCAGUCCUUUCAGGAGCUCUUACUGCUACACAGAACAGUUUGGAAUCCAAAUGGAGGCUCGGCAUCAGCGUCGUACGAGCGUUUCUCCCCGCCCCUUCAAAUGUCAGUCGCCCCUCUGCUGCCAUGAGUCUGUGCACACCCUCUCAUGUACAUAAUGUAUCUGUUUUCAGGUUUACUAGAAGACUUAUGUAAUUUUGUUCUCACUCGGAAAAAAAACAAAAAAAAGUCUACUUUGUAUAUGGUCAGAUUGUCCACCUCAGUCGUUUUGUUCUUUUCUGUUGUUGCCAUAUUAUUAUACAUGGUCAAGAAAUCCUGUUUCACUGUAGUUUAAAAUACUGCAAUGGGAGUUUCAUCCCACUUUUAUACCUCUUUUUGUUGUCCGUUCUUCUUUUUUUUGGUAACACACAAAAAUGGAAAAAUUGUACAUGGUGACUUUAUUUAUACUGUACAUGGUGUUUUUUCUUAUAUAUUUAUUGCAUAUCAAAGGAUACUUCACUUGAUAAGGGGCUACAAGGUAUUUUAGAGAUGUAGGGAGGUCAUAACAUGUGGAUAGGGGAAGUGCAAUCAGGGGGGCGGUGUAAUUUCUCAUGGUGCUAGACCCCUCCUUGCCUCAGUGCCCCUACAUUAAACAGCAGAUCAUGAUGUAUGAGCUCACGUCAGCCACACAACUCGGACCGACCGCUUGGUGCUCGGAACCAUUUCAACACCGUUUACUGGACGCAGAAAUGGUAUGAUGUCUUUGUACUGUAUCUAGCAGAUGAAUACCAGAUCUUUUCUAACUUUUUUGGUUUGUUUGUUUGUUUCCAUUGUAUGAAUUUCAUAACCUUGUGAGGCAUUAGUGGUUUUAUGAUGAGCAUUAGCAGUAGUUGUACUUCUUGACACUUUUUGCAGAGACUUUUAGGGAUGUGACUUUUAUUGGCGUCCAGGUUUUUUCGUGUCUUGUCCUCAGCAUUAGUACUAUUUGGAGGAUGUGAUGAUGCUCUUUAUUUCUUUUUUUCUUAUGUUGUUUGUUUUUUUUUGGUUUUUAUUUUUUUCCUCUUGACCGGUUUGAUUUUCGCUGCACUUAUUGUUUUGAAAAGAACUCACAUCGAAGAAAAACCUGAGCCAGACCUGUCUUAAAUCCCUCUGUGAUUUUUCUGUGACAUAUUGUAUUGUUGUUCAAGAAAAUAAAAUGUUUUGAUAAAUUA
This is a messenger RNA of Salarias fasciatus (jewelled blenny), 9095 nucleotides long. RefSeq lists its product as uncharacterized. The coding region runs from base 347 to 5578 and encodes 1743 amino acids. Gene Ontology annotation, molecular function: chromatin DNA binding; histone H3K27me2/H3K27me3 demethylase activity; RNA polymerase II cis-regulatory region sequence-specific DNA binding. NCBI's taxonomy places the organism in Eukaryota, Metazoa, Chordata, Actinopteri, Blenniiformes, Blenniidae. Gene Ontology annotation, biological process: regulation of gene expression; heart development. The transcript has 22 exons. Gene Ontology annotation, cellular component: MLL3/4 complex. The record is from RefSeq and is a predicted model, not a curated record.